Messenger RNA from Durotheca rogersii, 1117 nucleotides. RefSeq lists its product as uncharacterized. The coding region runs from base 333 to 935 and encodes 200 amino acids. The record is from RefSeq and is a predicted model, not a curated record. Lineage: Eukaryota; Fungi; Ascomycota; Sordariomycetes; Xylariales; Xylariaceae. The transcript has a single exon.
AUUGGCUAUGCUGCGAAAUUAGAUCCGGAUGAAACAACCCUCAGAAUCCGAUAGAUGCUCUUGACAGCGUAUAGGAUACAGUACUCAUACAGAGGGGGGAGGCAUCGUCGGAAAUGACGCCGGGGCGAUAUGGUGGUCCCUAGGUAUGGCAAUCCCGCUAGUUGGACGCUCACCUAGGCGCCUACGUAAAGCAGGCCAGAAGGGAGAGAGGUCAGGGACGGAACAAGAGGCGCGCAAGAGAGCCCAGCUGGGACAAGCUUCGAGAUGGGGAGGAUGGAUCUGGCAGCAGACUAAACCUGCUCGUCUAUUUAUGGCCCGACCCCACGCACAACAUGCAUGCCACAGGUACCUACAUAAUAAGCCUUAUUCGUCGACAUCCCGCCGACCUACCGGGUCGCCAACGCCGCAAUGCCAGCCUUAGAGGGCUGGCGCAUCUAAAAAACGCCGCCCAACACCUCCGAUGCCACCAAGGGGGGAAGAGAGAGAGAGAGAGAGAGCAACAGAAUUCUACUUACUGCCCGAUUCCCGUCGCCUGCCUACCUAACCCACAUCGCACUUACGAGUUGCCACACCAGCCUUGCCUCGCUCUCUGCGUAGGGAAUACUACUGCCGGACAGCGUCGCCACCGCAUGCUCUUCCGCGGCGAGAACCUACCAGAACAAGGAGGCGCGCAGGACCGACUCGCGAAUCGACGGACGCCGGAACCAUGGCCGAGUAGCGGAAACCCGACGGAACCAGAGCCGUCCCCUCGCUUCGCUGCCAGGCAAGCACCCGCGAAUCCCGAGGUCCGCUGCUAUCGCCACCAGAGCCUCAUCGGCGAGAUGCGAAGGCGAAAGACAGAGAGAGUCGCACCAGUCAUGCCAGCAGGCGAGCACCGCGAGUCAGCCGUGGAGAAGGGAGGAUUAGCUGUAGGUAGGUAUACCAAGAGUACGUAGCAGGUACCACUACUACUACUACUACUACUACUACUACUACUACUACUACUACUACUACUACUACUACUACUACUACUACUACUACGUGGCAGGUAUAGGCACCGUGUGAAGACUGUAGGUAAUGAAGACGACAAUGAUUAAUAUCUGAUGGUGAUUUCGCAAGACUCGCGUUGGGAGGAAGA